Molecule: messenger RNA, 5522 nt
Organism: Vespa crabro (European hornet)
Lineage: Eukaryota; Metazoa; Arthropoda; Insecta; Hymenoptera; Vespidae
Gene: Pfk
Product: ATP-dependent 6-phosphofructokinase
Exons: 16
Coding region: 224-2617 (797 amino acids)
Biological process (GO): fructose 6-phosphate metabolic process; canonical glycolysis; fructose 1,6-bisphosphate metabolic process
Cellular component (GO): cytoplasm; 6-phosphofructokinase complex
Molecular function (GO): monosaccharide binding; 6-phosphofructokinase activity; fructose-6-phosphate binding
Source: RefSeq, a predicted model, not a curated record
AACUUAAAGGUCACCUUCAGUCGCCCAAACGUUGUGCGAGUGUUGUCUUUGACGGUUCGAGAGGUAGCAGCUAGAGUGCUGCAUUUUGUCAGACAGAGAGCGAGAGAGAAAGAAAAAGAAAAAGACAGAGAGAGAGAGCGAAGAGCACGUUUUAUCGUUGCUUCCUUCGCUCGUUGAGCGUAAAUUUCUUCUUUAAAAAAAUUGUCAAUUUUGCGGCACAAUCAUGGCGGAAGAUUUAUUACAACAAACCAAAUUUAUAAAACCAGGUAGUCAUAAAGGUAAAGGUCUAGCUGUCUUUACCAGUGGUGGUGAUUCGCAAGGUAUGAAUGCUGCAGUAAGGGCAGUUGUAAGAAUGGGUAUAUAUUUGGGUUGCAAAGUUUUCUUUAUCAAAGAAGGUUAUCAAGGUAUGGUUGAUGGUGGAAGUAAUAUAGUAGAAGCAACUUGGUCAUCCGUAUCAUGUAUUAUUCAUAGGGGUGGUACAAUGAUAGGAUCUGCUAGAUGUAAAGAAUUCAGAGAACGUGCUGGUCGUUUAAAAGCAGCUAAAAAUUUAGUAACAAAUGGAAUAUCCAAUUUAGUUGUUAUUGGAGGUGAUGGUUCUCUAACUGGUGCAAAUCUUUUCAAAGAAGAAUGGGCUGACCUUUUGAAAGAACUUGCAGCAACUGGUGAAAUAACGCCUGAACAAAGUGAAAAGUACAAAUGCUUACAUAUUGUUGGUAUGGUGGGUUCCAUUGAUAAUGAUUUCUGUGGAACUGAUAUGACUAUUGGAACAGAUUCUGCAUUACAUCGUAUUAUAGAAAGUAUUGAUGCUAUUGUUAGCACAGCUUAUUCUCAUCAACGUACAUUUAUAAUGGAGGUUAUGGGCAGACAUUGUGGGUAUCUGGCCAUUGUGGGUGCUCUAGCUGCAGAGGCAGACUAUGUUUUCUUCCCAGAAUGUCCACCUCCCAUCGACUGGCCUGAAAAAUUAUGUAAAAAAUUGGAACAGGAACGUCUUACUGGGCAACGAUUGAAUAUUAUUAUUGUAGCUGAAGGCGCUGUAGAUAGGAAUGGUGAUCCUAUUACUGCUGCAAAAGUACAUAAAGUUGUUGUUGAUAAAUUACAACAAGAUACCAGGAUCACUGUGUUGGGUCAUGUCCAAAGAGGUGGUAAUCCAUCUGCUUUUGAUAGAGUGUUGGGAUGCCGAAUGGGUGCUGAAGCUGUAAUGGCAUUAAUGGAAGCAACGCCUGAAACAGAAGCUUGCGUUGUUACAUUGGAUGGAAAUCAAGCUGUUAGGUUGCCACUAAUGGAAUGUGUACGUCGUACCAAGGCUGUAGCUAAAGCUAUGGCGGAUAAAAAUUGGGAUCUUGCAGUUCAACUUCGGGGAAAAGGUUUCGCUCGUAACUUGGAAACGUACAAAAUGUUGACUCGAUUGAAAGCACCUGCAGAUUAUGAUGCAAAGGAAAUGAAUGGUCCUACAUUAACAAAGGAUCAUCAUACGGUAGCUGUAAUGCAUAUUGGUUCACCUUCUUGUGGUAUGAAUGCUGCAGUGCGUUCUUUUGUACGAAACUGCAUCUAUAGAGGUGAUAAGGUCUAUGGAGUCUGUGAUGGUAUAUUGGGUCUUAUAUCUGGAAAGUUUAAAUUAAUGGAUUGGCCCUCUGUAACAGGAUGGGUAGCACAAGGUGGUGCUUACUUAGGAACAAAACGUACUCCUCCAAGAGAUGAUCAAUUACCUCAAAUAGCUCAAAAAUUAAAAGAAUUUGGAAUCCAGGCUUUGCUUAUUAUAGGUGGAUUCGAGGGUUAUCAAACAGGACUUACAUUCUAUAAUGCAAGAGACAAAUUUGAAGAAUUUAGAAUUCCUAUUGCUAUGAUACCUGCUACUAUUAGUAAUAAUGUUCCUGGGACAGAAUUUUCUUUAGGUUGCGAUACUGCCUUAAACGAAAUUACUGAGAUUUGUGAUCGCAUUCGUCAAUCAGCACAAGGUACUAAACGUCGCGUAUUUAUCAUAGAGACAAUGGGUGGUUAUUGCGGUUAUUUAGCGACUGUAGCAGGAUUAGCCGGUGGUGCUGAUGCAGCUUAUAUCUUCGAGGAAAAAUUCAAUAUUAGGGAUUUAAAUCAAGAUGUAAUAGCUAUGGCUGCAAAAAUGUCAGAAGGUGUGCAGAGAGGACUUAUUCUUAGAAAUGAAAAUGCUAAUUUAAAUUAUAAUACUGACUUCAUGCAGAGACUAUUUAGUGAAGAAGGAAAAGGAUUGUUCAGUUGUAGGAUGAAUAUAAUCGGACAUAUGCAACAAGGUGGAUCACCGACUCCUUUUGAUCGUAACUUGGGUACUAAAAUGGGUUCUAAAGCUGUUGAAUGGUUUAGCGAGCAAUUUAAAAAAUAUACUAAUGCGGAAGGACGUCCAGUUACAACGGAUCCAACUAGUGCAGUAAUGUUAGGUAUCGUUAGAAGACAAUAUAGGUUCACACCUUUCACAGAACUCAUGGAAGUUACUGAUUUCGAGCAUCGCAUUCCGACGUAUCAAUGGUGGAUGAAGCUACGACCAUUGCUGAAAGUUUUAGCGAAGCACGAAUCGACAUACGAAGAAGAAGGUCUAUAUAUAACUGUAGAAGAAAUGGAUCUUGGCAAUGAUGCGCCUCUUGUGUAAUUCAUAUACAUCAAUACCUCGUACCUAACUGAAGGUAAUGUGUCUAUGAUGUACACAUUGAUUGUGUGCAAAAUAAGUUUUAAUAAAUAUGUGCAGUAUUGUGUUAUAUUAGAAUAUUCGCGUUUGAUUGCUUAAAAUGAAAAAUAAAAAGGAAUAGAAUUUUAGAUAAUACUUUUUAAUAAAUAAGAAAUUUACAAAAUUCAAUCCUAAACGUAUUAUCAUUACACAAACGUUAUACAAAAGAAAAAAAAACUUAUAAUACUAAUGCACUUCUCUGUGUAGUUAUAUAUUGGUAAGCCGAAAACGUAACAAAGAAGAAAGAAAAAACCUGAAAAUGUGAAUACUUAAAAUAAACUGCAUAUUGUAAAAAGACACGAGUGGUAAAUAGGUAACUUUAUUUUGUUUUUUGCGUUAUCAUCUUUACACCUUAAGCAUAUAUUAACUCAGGUAACAAAUAGGUACAAAGGCAAUACCUAGAAACAGAAAAUUUAAAUUACUUUAUCAAAUUAAUAAUGAUAUUAAUUAAUGAUAUCUCUCUCUGUUACUCGUGAUUACUUAAUAAUACAAGAGUGACAAGGUAAUAUCAUUGCGAUAUAUUGGGUAUAUGUAAAAUUAGCUGUGUGUGUAUAUUUACAAGUAAUAAUGCACAUUAUUACAUAUCUAAAAUGCUUAUCUAAAUUAUAUCACUUUUUCUUUAAUAUUAUUUGCGAGAAGCAUUAUUUAUAUAUCUAUAUACGUAUGGUGGAAACAGAAAAUUAAAAUUGUGUGGCACUAAAGAAAAUUUAAGUUAUCGUAAAAUUUUUAACAUAAAUUAAGAAAAAUGUGUAUGUAUUUUGAAAAUAGCGUUUAAAAAUAUCGCAGUUUCAAGAGUUUGAUAUGCGGCUCCGAUUCUCAUAGUGUAAUAUUUUUAUAUAUCUAAUGUUGGACCACUUUUUGGUCAGAUAAAGGAUAUAUUAUAAGAGAUAUAUCUAAGAAAUAUAAUAUGUAUACUAAUUAUUACACUGGCAUUAAUAUUUUUAUUUUCUUAUUAAUAUUUGUCCCAAAUAAACGUAUCUAUAUAUAUAUACAUAUAUUGAUAAAGCAAUCAUUCUGGUAUAUUUACAAUCAAUAGUAAUGCAAUGUUUAUGAACAUAUAAGAUAUUUUUAUUUAUAUGAAUGAAUGAAUUAAUGACCUUGAUAUUUUAAUUUAUUUGAGUAUUAUAAAAUAUUACAAUUUGUUUAUGAGUCUUCGAUAUAUUUCAUAUUUUAAUAAAUUACCAAUGGUAAAGCUCAAAAAUCGUAUAUUUAGUAUUUCAUCGAUAUAACAUGUACAACAUGAGUCGAGAAGUAUAUCAGAUUUAGUCUUACUCAACACAAGAUAAAAUGCUAAACUGUGUUUGUGGUUUAUUAAGAAUGUAGAAAUAAGAAAAAUGUUUUGUGCCAAUUUAUGUUGAUAAAUAAAGUUUUACUUUCAGUUUAGCAUUAUUAAAAGCUAUCAAAAGCUAUUUGGAGAAUAUACUUGUCUACCUCAAAACAUAAUUUGCAAUUAAGAAUGACUAUUGGGAAUGAAUUGACCCUGAGUCACACUGAUUGCAUAUAUCAUUAAAACAUUUUGCUAAAAUUUAAGAUUUUGCGAUCAUGAAAGUAUUUAGAUUCUUUUUUCCUAUUAUACUUAUACAUAUACUUGCAAAUGAAUUUGGCAAGUGUGUUGUGAACUCAUAUUUAAUUUUAAAACAUAAUGUAGUCUUCUUCGUGUCUUGUCAAAUUAUGAAAUCGUGUAUUAACAUUACAAUACUACUAAAAGUAAUGUUGUUUCUGAUUUCACUCGUGUUUCUAAAUUCGUCUAAAAAUAUUAAAUAUUGUUAAAUCUAUGUAAUAAUAUAAUGUGUGUAAUUGUGAAAUGUUAACGAAAUGGGAAAUGUUCAGGACAGUAUAUUGCAAGAACUCAUUAAAUGUUAUUAAUAUAAAAAAAUUUACUAAGAUUCCAAAGAUAUUUCAAGAUAGAAUUUAUAUUUUCAAAGUUAUUUUUCUGAUACACAUUACAAAUAAUGCAUGUUAAAUCAUAUUUCAAGUGCAACAGCAUGAGUGUUAUUGAGCACUAUAAUAUUUACAAAAAUAGUGUACAAAUAAAAAAAAAAUAUAUAUAUAUAUAAAUAUAUAUAUAUAUAUAUAUAUAUAUAUAUAUAUAUAUAUAUAUAUAAAAUGUUACAUCAAGUUACUAAUUUAAAAUCGUUAAUAAGUAGUUAAAUUAUUUAGAAAAAUAUAAAAGACAAUAGUUCUUGUUGAAAGAUACUGAAAUAAUGUAAUAUAUAGAGAUAUAACUAAUUGUCCAAACACUAAUAGAAUCACACUUUAUGUUAUAAAUGUAUUUCUUUUUAUCAUUAAAUGAAUAUGAUGCUUUUCUUAGACAUUAAGUUGUCGCUCUCAAAAUAUUAAUGAAUAUAACAAUAUUGUUUUGCUUGUAAUAUAGAAAAUGCUUUAGAAUUUGCUAUCUACAUUAUACCAUUUCGACUUGAAUGUAAAUUAUAACUAUUUUACAAUACAUAUAUACAUCAUGCAAUAUACAUACAAAUGUACAAAUAUCUUUACAUAAUAUCAAAAUGUUAAUUACCACCACUAGAUCAAUAAGUAUCCGUUGUUACGUUUAAUAUUCUGGAGAUAUAUUUUUGAAUCAUUGUUGAUUAAUGUGUGUAUAUCUUCAAUGCGCUAAGAAAUAGUAUCACCAUAAUUUAAUUUAUUUUCAAACGAAACUUUUAAUAUACACGUUCCUCUUAAAGAUGCAAAUUGAGUAUUUUUUAUUCAGCAUAAUUGAACUUUCUAAAACUUAAUGAUAACGAUGAUAGACCUAAUGUAAAGAAAUGCAAGCGUAUGUAUUAAAUUAUUCAAAGUAUUGUACCUUUGUCAUUAAUAAAUUGUAUCUUGUAAA